AUAUCAGAAUCAAAGCUUAUAGAAAUAAAUAUUUUUUUGCUCUAUUUUACGAGUGGCUUAUUGAUUUUCCUCCAGCUUUCUGGGGGAACAACAAUAUUCCCAAGCCGAGGACAUCCGCAUCCUCGGAUGCCCAUCCGCUCCACCGCCUUGACUGCCCUAACAUGUCGGAAACGUGGGGGUUUCGGUGCUAUCCAUCCCGACCUCGUCAGGCGACGUCCAGCCAUGCAAACGCGAUGGUCUCAUUAGAACACCACCUCAUUUCCAAACUGUGAUCCCUCGCCAUGAGGACCCUGGCUAAGGGCCUAGCUGUUGCUCGGCCAGGAUUUGCCAGCGAGGCCAUCCUGAGAUGUGAGACCUUGAGCGCGAUUCCCGGCCGGCAAGGUAGCCGGUCUGGACUACAACACCCUCUAUACACCAGUUCACAGCGGCAGGAGCGCUCCAUAAUGACAAAACGCCGGCCACGCACCGCGCUCUUCUUCCCAGGCCAAGGCGUCCAAAAAGUCGGCAUGCUCAAGCCAUGGCUCGAUGCCUUCCCCCGCAGCGCCGGCCCAACCAUCGAAGAAGUCGACCACCUCCUGGGCUACAAACUAUCCACCCUCAUCGAAGAAGGCCCCAACAGCGCGCUCACAGCUACCAUCCACUCCCAGCCCGCCAUCAUGGCAACCUCAAUCAUGAUCCUGCGCGUCCUCGAGGCGGAGUUCGGGUUCCACCCCCCCUCGCGCUGCGAUGUCACACUGGGGCACUCGCUUGGUGAGUUCGCUGCCCUUGUGGCUGGGGGAUACGUUACGUUUCAGGACUCGCUGUAUCUGGUGCGGCGUCGCGCGGAAAUCAUGGUUGAGUGCUCCCGUAAGGCUUCGGAGGAGUUCGGCGGCGAAUACGGCAUGAUCGCCCUUGUCACCGAGCCGGACCACCUGCGCCCUCUCGUGGCUGCCAUCCACGACUUUAUCGGCCACAAUGACGCCGGCGUGAAGACGAAUAGCGGGGAGGAUGUUCCGCCGAUUCAGCAGGUGUCGAUUGCGAAUAUCAAUAGCAAGAACCAGAUCGUGUUGAGUGGGAAUAUCAAUAUGAUCCGGACGCUGCUGACGCACGUGCGGAGCUUCGGGGGACAUGAUCCUAGAGCUGUGCGGCUAAAGAGUGAUUCCCCCUUCCAUAGCCCGCUGAUGAAGCCGGCGAGUGGCAUGAUGAGGAGGUUGCUGGAUGGGAAGAGUAGGGUGGUGGGGCGCGAGGACGAGGAUAUAGUGAUGUGGCCGGGGGUAAUGGAGAUAGUGUCGAAUGUGUCGGCGAGGCCGGUGACGUCGAAGGCGGAGUUGAAGGAUAAAUGGACGAGGCAGUGUGUGGAUACCGUGCGGUGGUGGGAUAGUAUUAAGUACCUCGACCAGGAGCAGAAGGUGCGCCGCUGGAUUGGGGUUGGGCCGGGGAAGGUGGGGAGGAAUCUCGUGGGGAAGGAGGUUGGGAUGAGGGGGAAGGAUACGGUGAAGGGGGGUGGGGUGUGGGGGAUUAGUGACCCGAAGGAGAUUGAGGAGGUGAUGAGGGCGUUGGAGGAUACGGAGUCGAUGUAUUGCGACGAUGAUUGAGAUGGGGAUAAGACGUACUUGGAGCUCUCUCGUGGCGAUAAUUGUAAGAUGGCGGCGAGGGUAUACAAUGAACUGGGCCGCGGUGAUCGAGUGACAAGCCUCGGCGGAGCAUGUUGGGUAGCUAUGGGAUGAGAGAAAGGGUUGGUGGAGGUUUGUUUUGGAGAUUGUGAGCACUAAAUACACACACGGCGCAUUGGGAUCUCGAAUCGAGAUAUGGGGGAUGUAUUUGAAGUAGCUAGGU
Pseudogymnoascus destructans is the source of this 1815-nucleotide messenger RNA. RefSeq lists its product as uncharacterized. NCBI's taxonomy places the organism in Eukaryota, Fungi, Ascomycota, Leotiomycetes, Thelebolales, Thelebolaceae. Gene Ontology annotation, molecular function: [acyl-carrier-protein] S-malonyltransferase activity. The transcript is spliced from 2 exons. Bases 282 to 1574 code for a protein of 430 amino acids. Gene Ontology annotation, biological process: fatty acid biosynthetic process. Gene Ontology annotation, cellular component: mitochondrion. The record is from RefSeq and is a predicted model, not a curated record.